Molecule: messenger RNA, 3487 nt
Organism: Cuscuta epithymum
Lineage: Eukaryota; Viridiplantae; Streptophyta; Magnoliopsida; Solanales; Convolvulaceae
Source: the annotation of a GenBank genome assembly
CACUUCAAAGUUUGAGCGGACGCGCUGAACUGCGGGAGGGUGGGAAGGGGAUUAGUUUCCACCGUGAGCUGCUGUAAUGGGACAGUGUUCCGGUAAGACGAUCCCCACCACGGGAGAUGUUGAUGGCGCAACCACUAUUACAUCGUACGCUGAUCAGCCGUCCCGGAGUCCUCCGCCUUCGUCCGCCGUCGACCAUGCCGGGGCCAACACUCCCUCUGUGAAGAACACGCCGGCGAGAUCCUCGGCUGCGACCAGCCCCUGGCCUAGUCCUUACCCGCACGGGAGUAGUGUACCAGGGGGAGCCAGUCCCUUGCCAUCUCCUGCAAGGUCCACUCCUAGGCGGUUCUUCAAGCGCCCGUUUCCACCGCCUUCUCCGGCUAAGCACAUUAAAGCUUCCCUUGCAAGGAGAUUUGGACAUGCUAAGACGCCAAGAGAAGGCCCGAUCCCAGAGGAUGGUGCCUCCGAGCCCGAUCAGUCUCUGGAUAAGAAUUUCGGAUACAACAGGAACUUCGGUUACAAGUACGAAUUGGGGAAAGAGGUGGGGCGGGGGCAUUUCGGCCAUACUUGCUACGCCCGUGGCAAGAAAGGAGAGCUCAAGGACCUUCCUCUCGCCGUCAAAAUCAUUUCCAAAGCAAAGAUGACAACAGCAAUAUCUAUUGAAGAUGUUCGUAGAGAAGUAAGGAUUUUAAAAUCUCUCUCAGGUCAUAGACAUCUCGUCAGAUUUUAUGAUGCCUGUGAGGAUGCCAAUAAUGUUUACAUUGUCAUGGAGUUAUGUGAAGGAGGAGAAUUACUUGACAGAAUAUUGUCGCGGGGUGGUAGAUACCCGGAAGAUGAUGCAAAGCUUAUUGUUGUACAAAUUCUGAGUGUAGUUGCAUUCUGUCAUCUACAAGGAGUUGUUCACCGCGACUUGAAGCCUGAGAACUUUUUGUUCACGUCUAGAAAUGAAGAUGCUGAUAUGAAGCUAAUUGAUUUUGGUCUUUCUGACUUCAUUAGACCAGAUGAAAGACUUAAUGAUAUUGUUGGAAGUGCAUAUUAUGUGGCGCCAGAAGUGCUCCACAGAUCGUACAGUUUGGAUGCAGAUAUAUGGAGCAUUGGAGUGAUAACUUAUAUUCUGUUAUGUGGAAGCAGACCAUUCUGGGCAAGGACAGAAUCUGGAAUAUUCCGUGCAGUCCUACGAGCAGACCCCAACUUUGAAGAUUUGCCAUGGCCUUCUGUCUCCCAAGAAGCCAAGGACUUUGUUAAAAGGCUUCUUAACAAGGAUUAUAGGAAAAGAAUGACUGCUGCUCAAGCUUUGAUGCAUCCGUGGCUGCGGAGUGAAAGCCAUCCUAUUCCUCUAGAUAUAUUGGUCUAUAAAUUGGUCAAGAGCUAUCUAAAUGCCACCCCUCUCAAACGUGCAGCAUUAAAGGCUCUAUCGAGGGCAUUAACAGAUGAUGAACUUGUUUACCUGAGGGCACAGUUUAUGCUGUUGGAACCUAAUAAAGAAGGGUGUAUCUCUGUUGAAAACUUCAGAAUAGCUCUUUCGAGAAAUGCUACUGACGCUAUGAAAGAGUCAAGAGUCCCAGAGAUUCUGAAUACGAUGGCACCACUAUCAUAUAGAAAGAUGGACUUUGAGGAGUUCUGUGCAGCUGCCAUCAGCACUUACCAGCUUGAAGCCCUCGACAGCUGGGAGCAAAUCGCAUCAACCGCUUUUGAGAUUUUUGAACGGGACGGAAACCGUGUGAUUUCUGUAGAGGAAUUGGCUAGGGAGUUGAAUGUGGGUCCCACUGCCCACACAAUCCUGAGAGAUUGGAUAAGGAAUGAUGGGAAACUCGGUCUGCUUGGGUACACUAAAUUUUUGCAUGGUGUCACAUUUCGCAGUGCAAAUGCAAGACAUCAUUAGGGGGGAGGGGGUGAUUUGGUGUAUUCAACCUGAAAUAGAUUUUCUUAGUUUUUCAUACACAUUCAUGUUCUUCUAAUUACAUGCAUUUUUUUUUGAAUUACCCUUUUCCGUGUGGAUUAGGGAGGGAAAAGAACUUGUGUAAAAAGAAUGAAUAUAUAGAGGAGAGUAGAGUGGGGAGCGAGUUAAAUAGGAAGAUUGUUUCGGGCGGGUUGGGGGCAAAAAUUCGUUGUCCAUCCAAUUCCGUUGAGACGGCUUGCUUACUUUGGCUCUUGGCUGAACAGCAGGUGGUUUGAUUACAGCUUCUACGUGCUCUCUAUAUCAACUGCACCAAUACACCCAUUCCAUCUUUUCCGUGACCGAAGCCUAUUCAGACCACCCAGACCAAUAUUCUCUCAAGUCUCAAUACAUCUAAAUAUUCAUCUCAAUACAAAAAUAAUGUAAUACAAAUAUAAUGUAUUUAUGGCACAUAUUGUUCCAUUAGGUCUCAUAAAUUAAAUUAUGAGAUAUGCAUAAAGUCCGGUUUUGUUCCCGGACCAGUUCUAAAAAAGGAAAAUGGAAAUUAAUAAUUCAACCUUUUAGCAGUCUUCUUACAACAGUCCCACCUUUUCGUAAUUCAAGAAUAAAUCAACCUUUGCAUCUCAUCUUCAUUCGUUGGUUUCUGACCGGUUGAUGACCUGCUAUUCCAAAUUAUUUUCUUAUCUUUGCAAACAAUUAUACCAUAAAUCUCACCUUUCACAAAAAUAAUAUUUUGCAAAGAUAAGAAAAUAACUUGGAAUAGCAGGUCAUCAACCGGUUAGGGACCAGUGAAUGAAGAUGAGGUGCAAAGGUUGGAUUAUUCAUGAAUAACGAAAAGGUGGGACUAUUGUAAGAAGACUGUUAAAAAGUUGGAUUAUUAGUUGGGAAUUUUUCACAACUGGACUAUUGGUAAUUUCAGUUUUUUCAUUUUUGAAAGUUUUUUCAAAUAUAAACAAGUUGAAGUUUCCUUUUCAAUUAGAGACCCUACGUGUAGUGGUGGACCCGGUUCAGGCCGCCCGGCCCGUUACUGUACGGGCCCGGAACCGGCCCGGUUCUCGGGUCUGGUUCGGGCACCGAACCGGUGGGGGGUGGCGGGUCCGGGCUCGGGUGUUGGUUUUGGUGGCCCGGGUCGGGCCCGGGCCUAACGGUCCUAUUUUUUUAAAAAAAACAAUUCUUCUAAUUUUAAACAUUUUUUCACACCUCUUCUCCAACUCUACCUAAAUCCUACUCUCUAUUCAUCUCCAAUUCUCCAUAUUCAUCUUCUCAAAUUCUCUUAUUCUCCUUUAUAUUUUAUUUUACUAUUUAAUACUUAUACAAUUAUUAUAUCUACUUAUAUAUUAAUUAUCUACUUAUAAAUACAUAUACUAUGUUACUUAUAUUUCUUAUCUACUUAAUCUCUACUUAUAUCUCUUAAUACAUACAUACAUACUACAUCUACUUAAUAUAUACUUUAUAUAAUAAAGUAUUAAAUAUACUUUAUAAACUAUUACUAUAUACUUAAUACAUAAUAAUAUCUACUUCUCUACUUAUAUUUUAUAUAUACUUAUUUUCUUAUUUUCCAAUCUCCAAUUCUCCAUUAUACUCUAAUAUUUA